AUGGAACGAAAAGGAUACAAAGGUGGAGGAAAGAAAGAGGAUAAUUUUUCUGAUAAGAAUAAGGAAAUUAAUAAAGACGAACUCAUAUUGGAUGAUCUUUUCACCCAAAGAAUAACAAAUGACAGUAACCUAUUGGACGAGGCAGACGAUUCCUCAUCAUAUGUGGGUAAAGAGGAUGAUGUAAAUAUACGCAAAAGGCAAAUCAGAAUAAAAGUUAAAAAAGCAAACAGUACUAUUAAUUAUAUGGAAGUUAGAUUCUAUAUAUUUCUGGUUCUUUUAAUUUGUUUCUACGCCCUUUUAGUGAACAUUAUGCGGAAGGGAUUGGGACUUGUUUCCGUAGCACACCGGUUCAUGCGCUCACAAGACGGAAGUAUAUCCAUGUAG
Plasmodium coatneyi is the source of this 384-nucleotide messenger RNA. RefSeq lists its product as uncharacterized. The record is from RefSeq and is a predicted model, not a curated record. The coding region runs from base 1 to 384 and encodes 127 amino acids. The transcript is spliced from 2 exons. NCBI's taxonomy places the organism in Eukaryota, Apicomplexa, Aconoidasida, Haemosporida, Plasmodiidae.